Rotaria sp. Silwood2 is the source of this 246-nucleotide messenger RNA. The record is from the annotation of a GenBank genome assembly. Lineage: Eukaryota; Metazoa; Rotifera; Eurotatoria; Philodinida; Philodinidae.
AUGACAAUGCAUGAUGAUACUUAUGAUGAAGAUGAUAGUUUUGUUGAUGAUACAACAGAAAUAAUAGAUGAACAUCAUGGUGACGUUGAUUUAAAUGAACUUGCAAAUAUUCUUGGUACUCAAUCAGUUGUACAUCGUCAAAGUAAAGUAACAAGACGUGGAGUCAAAUUUGGACGAACAUUAGAAACAACAACACCAAAACGUAAACCACCACGUCGUGUUCAAAUUGCACAAAGUCCUAUAUAG